GGUAUUGUUGACUGUUGUUUUGUUAGGCCGCAGAGAUGGCGCCUCCGAUUUGUAAAUUGCGUAUGGCAAACUGACGUUUUUGGUUAUUUUUAUUCUCACCUCGUGUUUACUUUAGUAUCUAAUUUCGGUGCAAUUGCGAAAAUUGUGUUGUGUAAUAUUCGAAAAUCUAAUAUUUCGAACGAAGACAAUCGGCGUACGUCGCGUAAUAUCGAUCCACGCUCCCGGCCUAGAUAUAUGUAUACAGUUCUAUCACGUGGUGGUGUGAUUUAUAUAAUUCUUGUUUACCGCACAAGUGGAAACUUUGCGCAUGUGCGUCUCCUCAGUAACCUCAAAUCGUAGAGCGGACACGGAUUCGGCAGGUUCCGGAUAUCCGGGUCGCGGCACCGAAGUCUCGGGUCUGUGAUGCGCUAUCGCGGCGAGGCAUCGCGGCCCGCGUGUGGACGUCGCUGAUACGGGAACAAGCGCAUGCCAUGGCUCAAACGACGAUCUCCCACAGCGACGAGAGCGAUGCCUGGGCGCUGCUGUCGCUCAAGUCGGCCCCCUCGUCGCCGUCGAAGGUGCAAUGGGCGCAGGAGCCGGCCUCGACGGCUAUCGCGCGGCUGGAGGGCCGCGACUUUGAGUACUUGAUCCGGCAGAAGCGGGUGAUAAUCGGGCGCAAUUCGAGCCGGGGGCAGGUGGACGUGAACAUGGGCCACUCCAGCUUCAUCUCGCGGCGGCACCUCGAGCUGUACUUCGACCACCCGGAGUUCUACCUCACGUGUAACAGCAAGAACGGCGUGCUCGUCGACGGCAUCUUCCAGCGGAAGGGAGCGGCGCCGAUGCUUCUACCCAAAAGAUGCACGCUCCGGUUUCCGUCGACGAGCAUCCGGCUGGAGUUCCAGUCGCUGGUGGAGGAGGGGGCCGGUGGCAGCGCGGGCCCGCCGCUCCCGCCGCUCCGCAUCACCAUACCUGUCGACACCGACGGCCGCAGCCCCAUGCCCUCGCCCACUGGCACGAUCAGCGCGACGAACAGCUGCCCGACGUCGCCGCGCGGCGCCGGCGCGUCCGCCCGCCGCCACGCCGACCUGGGGCUGGUGGCGCAGUACGCCGCGCUCUCCGAGCCCAGACCCACUAACGGCAGCUCGGCGUCAUCGAACGACUACGGUCGCGAGAGGGAGCGAGACCGCUCGCGGGAGCGGGACGGGCGCGACGACGCCAAGCCGCCGUACAGCUACGCGCAGCUCAUAGUGCAGGCGGUGGCCAGCGCGCCCGACAAGCAGCUCACGCUCAGCGGCAUCUACAGCUACAUCACCAAGCACUACCCCUACUACCGCACCGCCGACAAGGGCUGGCAGAACUCUAUACGCCACAACCUCAGUCUUAACAGAUACUUCAUCAAGGUGCCGCGCAGCCAGGAGGAGCCGGGCAAGGGCAGCUUCUGGCGCAUCGACCCGCAGAGCGAGGGCAAGCUCAUCGAGCUCGCCUUCCGCCCGCGCCGCCCGCGCGGUGUGCAGUUCCGCGCACCAUUCGGACUGUCCUCCAGGAGCGCGCCGACGUCGCCGUCGCAGGUGGGCGUGUCGGGCUUGGUGACGCCGGAGGAGCUGUCGCGCGAGCCCACGCCGGACCUCUUCACCGGAGAGGAACAUGACCACCAGCAGCAGAGCGGGCAGCAGCGGCUGAGCAGCAACACGAGCAGCCAGUCCACGCAGUACCUGUUCCCCCGCAGCACCGGUGUCAGCCAGAGCGCGCCCGGCUCGCCAGGUCACGGGCUGUCGUACAGCGCGGGAGGCAGCGGUCUGGUGAUGGCCGGCCACCAGAUCACCGUCGUCACAAACGGCGCGGGCGGUGAGCGAGAGGAGAAAUAUGUGGUGGGCACGACGGGCGGCAACCUGGUGUCCAUACAAGAGGAGGAGGUGCAGGCCGCCAACCUGUUGCUGCACCAGCACUCGCCCUACUACGCCGGUUACAGCGGCGAGGAGGGCUGCGGCGGUAUGGGUGUGGGCGGCGAGCUCGUGAUAGAGGAGGCGCCGGACGACGACGCGCCGCACCACGCGCCGCACCCCGCCCACCCGCCGCACAAGCGCGCCAAGCACCACGUGUCCGACAUGGAGGAGCGGCGCGCAUAUUGACGAGCUGCCGACGGCGGCGCGGCGUGAGAGAUGCGCGCCCCCCGCGCCCCGCCCCCUGCCCGAGCGCGCUUUACGCUCACUGACGCGCGACGUCGACCCGCAGCACCUGAUGCCCGACGUCAACUUCCUGCUGGCGGUCGACGUCAACUCGACAGUGGCGCGCUUCGCCCCGCAGCGGACGACGCCCGACGUCCUGCUGCGGCGGCAGCCGGCGACGCUCGAAGUCAAGUUGGAGGCGCGCAACGUCGACUAGAUGACAGUGAACUGAGACAACUCGCACCUGACGACCGGCGUAGACCAGUUGACAGUCUCACACGACAAUCGAGUGACGCCCGUCAACCAGCAAUAACUGACAGUGACGACAGUGAAACCUGACGUUUCUGGUGUAGUGAUUAGUGGUACAGUUUUAAGUUUCUCCCGCGACGCGAACUCGUGUUAAGUUGGUGUUCUGUUCUCGAGUGCAAUCAGUUGGACCGGUGAGGAUAUGUUACUUUUGUAAUACAAUUCGAGGUAGUCAAUACCUGUCGAGUGAGGGGUGCUCGGGUGAGGCGAAUUUACACUGAGACACUGGGUGGGAGGUCUGUUCUUAGUAUGUGUGAAGAUUGUAUCUUUGUAUGCAGCAUAUAGUAGAUAUUUCUAAUUGUUAACUAUAGUAGCAGCAUGUUAAGAAAUCUCAUAAGCGAAUGAUUUAUGUUGACUUAAAGCGCCUUAUUGACGGCUCAUCUUGCAUUGUUGAGACUUGAGGUAUGUUACAGCCCAGAUGUUUUGCAUUGUGCAUCGUCUGGCAACAAUUUGCUAUGCACGGCAAGAUGGAUGCUAUAUUUUGUGUCAGGGUAAAUUCACCUCUAAUAUAAUAGAAAGCUUGAAUAAAUAUAUAUCUUUAAUUGUAUACACAUAGUAUUUUCAAUUGUAAUCAUAUUAUAACAAUAAAAUGUAACAACUCUGU
Molecule: messenger RNA, 3054 nt
Organism: Aricia agestis (brown argus)
Lineage: Eukaryota; Metazoa; Arthropoda; Insecta; Lepidoptera; Lycaenidae
Gene: FoxK
Product: forkhead box protein K1
Exons: 11
Coding region: 471-2108 (545 amino acids)
Biological process (GO): regulation of transcription by RNA polymerase II
Molecular function (GO): DNA-binding transcription factor activity, RNA polymerase II-specific; protein binding; RNA polymerase II cis-regulatory region sequence-specific DNA binding
Source: RefSeq, a predicted model, not a curated record